GUCAGAGACCGUUAAGUAGCGAUGUAUUCUCCAAGAAGCCAAUCCACCCUUUGCAACCACGCACACCAUCCACCAUGAGCCCUCACAAAGUCGAAGUUCUUCCCUCUGCAGCUGCCCUGCCAUCGUACGGCAUCUCAAAAAAUGGCUUCUUGCCUGCAAGUGCGCCGCUGACCCGCCUACCGAACGAUUACUACCAACCGUGGGAAUCUAUCAUCGAAGUAUUGCCCACUCUCAUCGAGACACAACACGUUCGCCGACGAGUUGACGAACUGCCUGUUCUCGAUACAAGAUAUCUCGGGACUGAGGCAGAAUGGCAACGAGCAUACUCAAUGCUGGCAGUCAUUACCCAAGGCUACAUAUGGCAAGGGCCAGAGCCAUCAGAACGCUUACCCCCUGCCAUCUCCGUUCCCUUCUUGAAAGCAGCUGAGCGCCUCGAGGUGCACCCGGUAGCGACAUACGCAGCACUGAACCUCUGGAACUGGAGGCCACUCGAGAAGGGUGCCAAUCUUACUCAACCGGAUAAUUUGGUAGCGCUACACACAGCCACAGGGACCGAUGACGAGUCAUGGUUCCUCAUCAUCUCGAACGCCAUGGAAGCCAGGGCAGGGCCGUUACUCCACAUCAUGCUGGCAGCUAUGGAGGCAGUCGACCAUGACGAUGUUCCUGCAAUCAUCUCUGGGUUGAGAUACUUUACCGAGAGCAUGCAGGAUAUCGGCAGAUUACUGGAGCGUAUGGACGAGCGUUGCAACCCGCAGAAAUUUUACUACACCAUUCGGCCACUCUUGGCUGGUAGCAUGAACAUGGAGGCUGCUGGUUUGUUGAACGGUGUCUUCUACGAUGAAGGCAAUGGCAAGGGACAGUGGAGGAAGUACCGUGGUGGUAGCAACGGACAAAGUUCGCUCUUGCAGUUUUUCGAUGCCGCGCUUUCAGUCAACCACUCUCGAUGUGGUAACUUCCACGCUGAGAUGCGCAACUACAUGCCUGGCCCACACAAGAGGUUCUUGGACGAAAUUGAGUCCAUCGCAAACAUUCGCAGCUAUGUUGACUCGCACCAAGACGAUACCGAACUUCUGGAGGCUUACAACGAGGCUGUCGCCGCGCUGAGUCGAUUCCGAGACAUCCACAUCGCUCUUGUUACGAGGUACAUUAUCAUUCCUGCCCGUCAGGGUAGGCCAGCACAAUUCUCGAACCGCAAGGACAUCGCAUCUAUGAGCACCAAAAUGGCGUCAGAAAAGCCGCAGACGCAGGAGUUAGUCGGCACUGGUGGAACCAAGCUCAUUCCGUUCCUGCGCACAUCUAGAGACGAGACGAACGAGGCUACCGUCUCGUGAGGCGUCGUCAUCUGGGACCACAUGAGAGGUCAUGUGCAAUAGCACGAGCCGCCACGUGUGACAAGACGAUCUGCUCGUGGCUGGACGUUAUA
Macroventuria anomochaeta is the source of this 1423-nucleotide messenger RNA. RefSeq names its product indoleamine 2,3-dioxygenase beta type. Lineage: Eukaryota; Fungi; Ascomycota; Dothideomycetes; Pleosporales; Didymellaceae. Bases 75 to 1331 code for a protein of 418 amino acids. Gene Ontology annotation, cellular component: cytoplasm. The record is from RefSeq and is a predicted model, not a curated record. Gene Ontology annotation, biological process: 'de novo' NAD+ biosynthetic process from L-tryptophan. The transcript has 2 exons. Gene Ontology annotation, molecular function: metal ion binding; indoleamine 2,3-dioxygenase activity; heme binding.